AUGGCUGAUGAUGCAAGAGAAGAAGAAGAAGAAGAGAAAAUGAUAAAAAUGGAAGGAGUAGCAUCAAUUGCAUUGCUUCCAAAUGGUUCAAUCUCAGGACACUUCAUUCAUCUUCCUCAUUCCAUUUGUUAUGGUCUUCAUGGCACUGAAUUGGAAUGUGAAAGGGAAUGCAGUAAGGGUGAGGACUAUCGUCUCGUCAAACUCACAAUAACAGAUUUCAAUACGAAGAAAGAACAAACCACCGUGGUAGAGUGCAAAGGCCACGAUGCCGCUCGGUUCCACAACAUUGAUCAUGCUCACGGUUGGGAUAAAGAGAUCACAGCUGAAGACCACAUCAGGCAGUUCAUGCCGAAACUAACUGGAAUGGACGCUGUUGUUAACAUUGGAAAGAUGACGAUUUUUGGGUUGGACUUUGGAGCCGAAGACGAAGAAACUGAGUAA
Messenger RNA from Vicia faba (fava bean), 441 nucleotides. Lineage: Eukaryota; Viridiplantae; Streptophyta; Magnoliopsida; Fabales; Fabaceae. The record is from the annotation of a GenBank genome assembly.